AAAAAAAAAAAAAAAAAACCAAACCGGAGGCCCGGCCCGGCCCGGUGGCUACCCGGGCCGGUCCCGGGUCCACCAUUCCUGAACCGCCAGCCCGCCCCGUACCCGACCCGGACCCGAGUCCACCCCUAAUAUUAAGGAAAUAAAUUUGACAUUACUGUAGAUUACACUGUUUGACAAUGUUUCGCAAUGUUUGGUGUAGAUUUGUUUUCCAAAAAGAAAUCUAAUUAAGAACCGGAGGGAGUAUGAUAAUAUAAAUGUACCGUUUCUAGUAUUUGAUGAUUAAAUUAUUAUUUAAGAUUGUUAAUUAUUUUUUAAAGAAAAAAUAUAAUUUUUUAAUUAAAAUAUAGGAGCUCUUUCAGCCGAUGUAGUUUAUUGCGGGAUGCACUACUUCAAUUCGCUCCAACCACUUCGACUUCAUUACUUUGCAUAAUUUUUGUAAUUAAAUAAAUAUACUCCUGUAACGUGUUCAUGAUUGAUAUAACUUCCGCCAUAAUGGCUUUUAAAUGUUUUACGUUUCUAUAUUUUAAUUUUAAUUUUAUAUGAUAUCUUUUCAGUGUAAAUUGUAAAACAUUUGUCAUUACUUCCUCAGUUCCUUGUCCGGAAUUUCCAAAAUUUAACACUAAUCUAAUACAAUAAUUCACGAAAAUAUCUCUAAAAUGAUUUCAAUAAUUUUCAAACUUAUCUCAAUAUAUAUUAUGAAAUCUAAAAAAUUGACCAAGAAGCUUUUAACCUUUUCGUCCCUUUCUUAAAGAAAAACCUUUUCGUCCCUCUUCAAGCUAGCAUUGAUUUUUAUAAACUCAACUUGUUCACUUGUUCUAGAGUUGUUUUUGGUGGUACUUCAUCCCAUAUACGUGCUCCUUGGGAGUUUAGAGUUUGAAACUAGACGUGCUCCUUGGGAGUUUAGAGUAAUGUCAUCAAACCACAAAGUAUUUGAUAACUUGUCCUACCGAUGUUAAAGUUAAAUCUUCCCUAUUGAUAAUAAAUAAAUUUUUAAUAAUUACAAUUUACAUAUUCAAAAACUAUAUUAGAAUCUCUAUAAUAUUACAAAAUCCAAAUUAGAACAUAAUUAAAAAUUGAUAUCAUAAUUAAGCGAAUAAAAUGAAACGAUUUGACCAAAAAAAGUUGAAUAAGCAAAUCAAUUUCGGAUGGAUGUAGUAUAAAUUAACUAAAAUCACAAAAACAAUUAUUGAAUUAGUAUAAUAAUGGAAAAAUGAGAAAAUAUUACCUCCACACUUUUAAAGGACAAAAAUAUAAUUGAAAAUAUUACUUUUAUUUUUGAAAAUGUGACUAAUCUUUGUUUAAUUAUUCACACUUUGAAAAUUUUGCAUGCAAAGUUGUUGCAUAUAAAAUUGAGGAAAUCAAUCUCUUUGCAUGUUAAAUUAAAAAUAAAUUAUUAAGUUUAGGUGUACAAUUUAUUUUUAAUUACACUCAAGGUCAUCAUCUUACUUUAUAUAAAAAGUAAAUGUUUAAAUGAUAUGAUUCAAAAUGUUUAAAAAUGUGACCUACAAUUUACAAAGAAAUAAUGUCAAAUAUAUAAUCAAAGAAAUAAUGUCAAAUAUAUAAUCGAAUAAGGAUAUUGGAUAAAAAGUUACUGGAUAACUUUUAUUGACUCAUUAUGUCCAAAUUUACAUCACAAUAACUAUAAUAAUAUACACAAUCACUUCGCAAAUUAUAUCAUGGAAUCGGCCCAUCAUGCACAUGGUGUGCCGAUCCUCAUACGACACCGUUUUGCAAUUAAAAAAUAGAGCAAAGCGUCGUUCCUUUUUCCCGGCGAAGGUGAGCCCCUUCCUUUCCAACUUCCCAAUCGUUAGCUUCGGAUUGCGAGACACUUAGAAACGGAAAUAGCCAUAGCAGAGCAUUGAGUGGAGAGCACUUAUUCCUCUUCUUGUUCGAGCACACUAAAUCCGAAUCCAGAAGUGGUACUCCAUCUAUCCAUCUACAAAGACCACAUCUCCCUCAAGGACUACGAAAUCCAUGACGAACAUUGCACUCGAUGAUAAGGGACGUUGAUCAUACCAGAUCAACAUGGGCACUCAAAGUACGAGUUGUGAGGGCCGUUGAAAUGUCUGCCCAAACUAAAGGAGGUCAAAGAAUGUAGGUUGUUUUCCAUGACGAGGAGAUGUGAUUGGAAAAAUUGUUGGAAAAACACCUCCACAGACGCAUGUGAUAAAUGGCAAGCCAGAGCGUCUAAUAGAACUAACUUUGGAGGAUCCCGAGGGUAACCGUAUACGAGGCACGCUAUGGAACAACUACUGCAAAGAAUUCUGUGACUUUUACGCAGAGCACAAGAAUGAAACCAUUUACAUAAUUCUUCAAAUGUGCAGACCAAAGCGUUACCAAGGAUCUGUGUUGGUGUCUACUUCCUACGACAUAUCUAAGUUGAUCAUGAAUGGAACGUCAACAGAGUUUGAGGACUUCAAGAUUUGGACCAGAAAAUGAGGAGGUAGCUACUGUGACCAUUUUCACUGGGAAUAGCAUAGGCCACGACAUGGAAGAAGUACUGAGAGGAAAUGCAAAAAUCAUAGGGAUAAGUGAAUUCUUGGAUGAUGCAAAGGAUGGCACCUAUUGGAUUUUGGGAGAUAUUGUUUCUAUCGACAACUACAGAGAGUGGUGUUAUCUAAGCUGCCCUAUGUGCAACAAAAAACUCCAGCCCGAAGAUGACAGGUUUAGGUGCAACAAUUGCAACAUUUCUCUUCCAGGAGGAACCCUAAGGUAUAAAGUUCCCGUCUGCAUCAUGGAUGACUCCGGACAUGCAUCCUUUACCCUUUGGGACAAGGAAUGCAUUGAAGUGAUCGGAAAAACAGCAGCUGCCAGCAGAAAGGAAGUUGAAAAGAAAACGGGAGAUGCUCAACACUUUCCAGAGGAUAUCGAGGCACUGAUAGACCAGAAGGGACUCUUCAAAGUCCAGGUCAAAACCAGAGCAGAAAGUUCAUCCUAUCAAGGACCUCUUUCUUAUGGGGUUGUCGCCAUGAUCAGGGACCCUACGAUUUUGGCGCUUUAUGUUAACGCAUCUGAACAAGCAAAAGGACCGGAAACUUUAACUGAAGAGGAAAAGAAUGGUUUUGAUGCUAAUGAUCACUUGGAGGGAGAAAAUGACAACGGUAUAAGAAAAGGUCUUUCCAUAUAUAAGGCUGUCGUGACAGAAGAUGAGGAUGCUUCUACGCCUAUUCAAGUUCAAGCAGCCGAGAUGGGAUUGGAGAAGGACAAGGAUAGAGUGGUGGAGGAAGCUACUGCAUCAGCAAAAGGGAAACGAGUGGUGAUAGGAGGGAAUGAUGAAGUAAAUAGGAACCUGCUUGAUUAGUUUUCAGCAAACAUCAACACCAACAAGAGAAGGAUCCGAGUUAAGCAGGAGAAGGCCUAAACAAUGUGACCAAGAGGAAUCGGCUACCUAGAACUCUAUUUUUCUAAAAUCAUUCUGCUACUAAAACUCUAUUUUGCUAAACUUAUUUUUUGGGCCUGUAAUAUUAACUAUAUUUUGCUAAACUUCGUGCUACAACUGUAAUUUUGCUAAACUUGGUGCUGAGACCUGUAAUGCUUAACCUUAGGAUUUGUUAUAAUUUUGAAAAUGUUUUUGGUAUAUCUGUUUGGUCGUGACUAUGAUGUGCAGG
Molecule: messenger RNA, 3608 nt
Organism: Cuscuta europaea
Lineage: Eukaryota; Viridiplantae; Streptophyta; Magnoliopsida; Solanales; Convolvulaceae
Source: the annotation of a GenBank genome assembly